CACUGAUCAGUUGCUGGGCAACAUGGCGCGUAUUUUCAGUUGUUUGUUCAAUUCCUGAUGUGACGUAAACUUUCGCAGUGUAGAAAAACAGACAGCGAUUGAAAAUCUAGUAAAUCUAUUAUGAUAAUUGAUAAAGGUUGCACAUUUGGGUGCCUUACUUUAUGGUGAAUUUGCUUUUUGUGUAGAAUUGUUGGACAAAAUGUUCGUGCAGAAAAAAAAGCUGAUUGAACAUGUGCUGGCAAUGCGUGGCGAAGGGGCCAGCAGUGAUGAAGAAGAGGAAGAAGAGGACCAGGGAGAUAUUUUGCAGCGCCGACGCGAAGAAUGCGAACGCAAGGCCCGCCGUGGGGAGAUGGAUCCCCGACUGGAGUUCACCUUCCAGUUGUUGAUCGACGCCACUCAGUUGCCCAGACAUCAGCUCAUGGAUUACAUAUUCGAAGGGGAUAUGCUCGAUGAAAUCAAUCAGCUAUUUUUGCCGAAUAUGAAAAACAAGCUGCUCUGGUUUUAUCAGGAAGUGGAUGAACCGGAGCCUACACCGACUCCAGACGCAAAUAAGCCGGGACCGUCACGAAGUGGCAUUGCAUCUAGCAGUUCUAAGACGCCGCAAGGUGGCGCCUCUCCGAGUGGUAUGCCUCCGCCAAAGCAAAAGAAGUUAUUCCUGACGGAUGGUUGGACCUGCGCCUUUACAGGUGUUUGUAUUUAUAUCUUUCGAGUGAAUACGUCCAAGCAGCUUCCGGAAGAGGGAUUCCAAAAGGAUUUGUACUGUGGUGUAAUCGAUGCCAAGAACAUUGGCCUGGUCACUUCCAUUGAGCGAAUCGUUGAGUUUGUAUUCAUGCAGGCCCUGGCCUUUCCCAGUUUGGAAGGCGAUGAGGAGGACGUCAGCUGCGGUCUUAUCAAAGGGCAGCUCCUUCCAGGACUGCGAUCAUUCUGCAGUGCGUUGCGCGUCUGCGAGCAGGUGUGCGAUCAUCACAACGUAUUUGCCGAUGGCUGCGAUAUGUUUGAGAAAAUCGAUUUGGUGGAUGAGGUCAAAGACAUGUCCAAGAACCAAGAGUUUUGCACACAGCUCGAGGAACGUGUCAAUAACUGGACAAAGGGGAUAUUGAAAAUCCUUGGCGAAAGCGAACAGCUCCGCAAGGAGAACGAUCACAGUGGUCCACAGGACGAACUGGAGUACUGGAAGAAACGUGGCGCGCAGUUCUCACAGCUUCUUGCCCAUUUGCAAGACAAAGAAGUGCAGUUUACUCUGCAUUGUCUUUUUUUGGCGGGCUCCCGCAUUAUAAGGCAAUGGAAGGAAACCGAUCGUAAAAUAACCUUUUGCUAUAAUGAGGCGCGGGACAAUUCCAAGUUUAUACAAGCCAUGGAAACGUGCUGUCACUCGCUGUACCUGGACGACCCUGUAAGCAUGAAGGAGUCCAUCUUAAGUCUACUGCAAACGGUGCGACUGAUUUACAGUGUAUCCCAGUUCUACAAUACAUCAGAACGAACAUCAGCACUGAUGGUUAAAAUAACAAACCAAAUGAUCGAGACCUGCAAGUCCUACAUCACUUGUCGUUGCAAGGAGACUAUUUGGUCCCAGGAUCGCAGCUUAAUUCGAACAAAACUCAGCAACUGCAUUAAACUGAACCACAUUUACCACGAGACGUACUACACCGUGCGCGAGCAGCCGUUUCUGCCCAAUCAGACACCAUUUGGGUUCUCCGAGAACUUUGUCUUUGGAAAAUUCGAUACAUUCUGCGAGCGCCUUUCGAAAAUUAUAAACAUGUUCAACCUGAUUGAUGACUACAACCAUUUGUUCGAGCGUCGCCUGGAGGGCCUUCUGUUGGGGGAGGCCCUGGAGGAUGCCUCUAAUCAUUUCGAAGAGGCCAAAAAGGAGGUUAUUUCGAAGAAAUAUGACUACCUAGAUCAUCGAAACUCCAACUUCAAUGACGAUUUUGAGAGGUUUAUAAACAAAACCAACUCCCUAAAGGAUACCAUAGCCACGCUGAUUGAAAAGGACUUCGACACGGUCUGGGAGACGCCGCAGUGCAUACGGUUUUUAGUGCGUUUCGAAAAAGUUAGCGAGAAAAUUCCCCUGACCAAGAUGGAUGAGAAAUACACACGGAUAUUGCGUUACGUUGACAAGGAGGUGGAUCGCAUACUGAAAACUUUUCGCAAGCAACGAGACGAUCCCCCGCUGGCGAGAAACUUCCCGCCCAUUGCCGGACGCAUCCAUUGGUGUCGGGCAUUGAGUCUACAUCUAACAGAGCUCAUAGAUGCGGUGAUGGAUCAUGCGGUGCUGAGUACCCUGCCCAUGGCUAAGGACUUGGAUAUGCGAUUCCACAACGUCUUGGGAGUGCUCCAGGAAUACGAGGACGAAAUUGUCUCCAUAUGGCUGGAUCAAGACGUCAGCGUUGCCGAUGCCUGCCUCCUGCAGCCACUACUUUGCCUGCAGGGGGACAAAUUGUUUGUCAAUCUACACCCCACAAUACCAUUGCUGAUCAGAGAGGCCAAAAUGCUGGCCAAGCUAAAGAUCGAGCUGCCGAUUGUGGCCGCCACUCUGAUGAGUCGCCAGCAGUAUUUCAUCACCAUACAGGACUCGUUAAAUUGCCUCAUCAAAAUGUUUCUUUCAACGGUCCGGGCUGUGAAGCUGGAGGUGCGUCCUUUGUUUCUGCCCCAGCUGGUGCGUUUGACGGCGAUGCUGAAGCCAGGACUACAUACCAUAAAUUGGACCAACCAAAACUGGACUGAAUUCUAUGAGCGCUGCAAGCAGGCCAUCGAGAACUUUGAGGUUCUCGUGGCCCGUGUUCAUGACAUCUAUUCCAAUCGCAUACUCCAUGUGCUCAUGUGGAUGCAGGACGUCUCGUUGCAAAUAUUACCAGCAGACGAUGAGAUCUGGACAGUUGAUGAGUUUCUGGAGCGCAGCGAGGAGGCCUGCCGGAAAGCGGCCAUCGAACUGAAUCGAAAAAGUCAAAUGGUCUCCGAGGCCGUGGAAGAGGUUCUAAGUUUGGUGGACAAGGCAACGGCCACAUUCAAGGAGAUAGCAGGCGAUGAUGUGACGACCCUCUUCGAUGCAGUCUCUCCAAAAGGAGAGGCCACUGGAUCAGGUGGACGAAAAGCUGAAGACAGUGCAGGAGCGGCUGCUGCUGGCACCACAAGUGGAGGCGGUGGAGGCGGCGGCGGUGGCGGAGGGCAGCAGCAGGACUGGAGUAUCUUGUGGUCUUGCUUUGAGAAUCCGCUGUCCCUGCUGUCGACCACAGAAAGCCUGCCUAAGGGCAUGCAGGAUAUGGUGUGCAAUGCGGUGGUCGAGAUGCGUCGCUAUUACAGCCGCAAGGUCAUUGACGUACUGAUAAAGGUCAUUCGAGCCGCACUGGAUACACUGAGACGUCGAUUCAUUGCCGAUGAGAAUGAGACGGUUUUCAAAAAGCCGAUAUUUGCGCUGCACGCGCAGCUGCAGAUACCCCAUGUGGUUAUCAAACCGAGUCUGGACGAGCUGCAGGACAUUUUGGUGACGGCUGGCAAGAACAUCACGGGCAUUGCGAAGGGUGUGGCUCAGUGGAGCAGCGGCAAAGAUCCGCCGGUGCGUACCGCCCCACUGAAUAGCUUCGCAAUGUUCUCCAAAAUCUUGUCUUACCAACCGCAGCAAGUUUCGAUGACGGUGACGCAGCCGCGCGUCGGACGCAACCACAACGAGGCCUCUGGCGGCGCCGGCGGAAAGAGUCGACGUCGCAAAAUCUAUUGUCUGGCCUCCGAGGAACGACCACAGAUGCCGCACAUGCUGAAAAGCUUCUACUCGGCCAUCAUGGAUAACAAAGAGGUGGCCAAGGCUGUCAACCAGCUCUCCAGCUGCACGAAGAACGUAAAGCCAGAGAUUCAAACGUACAUCAAGCGCUGGAAGCCCUACCACUUCCUGUGGAAGAACGAUCGCACCACUCGUCAGCUAAUGGAGUUUGGCCUGCAGGAGUUCGAGACCACCCUGCGCUGUCUAUCCGAUCUGGAUGCCAAUCUGCUGAUUGAGCCAGACAUGGAGGUCUUUGGACAGUGCGUGGCAGUGUAUAAUGAAAGGCUUAAGUAUGGUUUGGCCAUUGAAAUCAAAUCCUGCAACCACAAAAUUGGACAGGCUAUGAAGAAGAAGUACAAGAAGGAAAUGGACUAUGUUUAUGCCGUAAUCAAUGAAAUGGAUCGUAAGCUGGACAGGCCUAUACGUGACUUGGAUGAUGUGCGCAUGAUAAUGGAGACUUUGGGUAAGAUUCGUGAGCAGGAGGUGGACAUGGAACUUCGAAUAGAUCCGAUAGAGGAAGCAUUCAAUGUCCUGACGCGCUAUGAGGUGCAAGUGGAGCGUGACCAGUUCGACCUGGUGGACAAUUUGCGGGCCACAUUCCAGAACUUGUUGGCUGGGGCACUGCAGGCACAGGUGAAGCUGCUGGACAUGCAGCCAGCCUUCCAGGAUGACUUGCGCACCAAUUUGGACAACUUCAAGCAGGACAAGAUCUCGUACGUGACGGAGUAUCGGACGGCGGGUCCUAUGCAGGCGGGGCUAACGCCGAGAGAGGCCUCCGACCGGCUUAUACUGUUCCAGAACCGCUUCGAAGGCAUGUGGCGACGCCUGCAGACGUACCAGAGUGGCGAGGAACUCUUCGGUCUGCCGCAAACGGACUAUCCAGAGCUGGGGCAGAUACGCAAGGAACUGAACCUGCUGCAGAAACUGUACAAACUGUAUAACGAUGUGAUUGACAGAGUGAGCAGCUACUACGACAUACCCUGGAAUGAGGUGGACAUUGAGGAGAUCAACAACGAGUUGAUGGAGUUCCAAAACCGCUGCCGGAAGCUGCCGAAGGGACUAAAGGAGUGGCCGGCUUUCCAUGCUCUGAAGAAGACAAUCGAUGACUUUAACGAUAUGUGCCCCCUACUGGAGUUGAUGGCGAAUAAAGCCAUGAAGCCACGCCACUGGCAACGGAUCAUGGACGUUACUCGCUACAUCUUCGAGUUCGACUCGGAGGGUUUCUCGCUCAAGAACAUAUUGGAGGCGCCGCUGCUCAAGCACAAGGAGGACAUCGAGGACAUUUGCAUCAGUGCCAUGAAGGAGAAGGACAUCGAAGCCAAGCUGAAGCAGGUGACCAAUGAGUGGUCCGUGCACGAGCUGCAAUUCAUGAGCUUCAACAAUCGCGGCGAACUCCUGCUGCGCGGCGACACUACGGCCGAAACGAUUGGCCAAUUGGAGGACAGCCUGAUGGUGCUGGGAUCCCUCCUAUCCAACCGAUACAACGCUCCGUUUCGGAAGCAGAUACAGCAGUGGGUCUAUGACCUCUCCAACUCGAAUGAGAUACUGGAGCGGUGGCUCUUGGUGCAGAACAUGUGGGUCUAUCUGGAGGCAGUGUUUGUUGGGGGCGAUAUUGCGAAGCAACUGCCGAAGGAGGCGAAAAGGUUUUCGAAAAUAGACAAAUCCUGGCAAAAAAUCAUGCAGCGAGCCCACGAGACACCCGGCGUUGUGGCUUGCUGCGUCGGUGAUGAUUUGCUUAAACAGUUGCUGCCUCAUCUGCAGGAGCAACUGGAGAUUUGUCAGAAAUCCUUGAGUGGUUAUCUAGAGCGCAAGCGCAUGAUGUUUCCACGUUUCUUCUUUGUGUCAGAUCCUGCACUGCUUGAGAUAUUGGGUCAGGCUUCCGAUUCGCAUACCAUACAAAACCACCUCCUGAAUAUUUUCGACAACACCAAGUCGGUGAAGUUCCACGACGUCGAGUACAACAAAAUGAUGGCCAUCAUAAGCAGCGAGGGCGAGAUGAUCCAGCUGGAUCGCGCCAUCCGAGCGGAGGGCUCUGUCGAGACAUGGCUAACUCAAUUGCUGGUCACAGCACAGCAGUCACUGCACUCGAUCAUUCGCACCGCCUAUGCGACCAUUAACGAUCCAAACUUCACCCUCCUCAGCUUCCUCGAGAAGGCGCCGGCCCAGAUUGGCCUGCUCGGCAUUCAAAUGGUGUGGACGCGAGACGCAGAAAUGGCUCUGAUGCAGGCCAGACAUGAGAGGAAGGUCAUGUCCGAGACAAAUAACAAGUUCCUCGAGAUCCUCAACACACUCAUCGAUCAAACCACUCGCAAUCUGACAAAGCGCGAGCGCACGAACUUCGAGACCCUGAUCACCAUUCAUGUGCAUCAGCGCGAUAUCUUCGAUAUUUUGUGCCGCAUGAACAUCAAAUCAGCAAACGACUUCGAGUGGCUCAAGCAAUGCCGCUUCUACUUCAAAGAGGAUCUGGACAAGACCUGGAUAUCGGUUACCGAUGUCACAUUUACCUACCAGAACGAAUAUCUUGGCUGCACAGAUCGACUGGUUAUCACACCAUUGACAGAUCGUUGCUACAUCACUUUGGCCCAGGCUCUUACCCUGUCCAUGGGGGGAGCGCCAUGCGGGCCGGCUGGCACUGGAAAAACGGAGACCGUCAAGGAUAUGGGCAAAACGUUGGCCAAGUAUGUUGUCGUCUUUAAUUGCUCCGAUCAAAUGGAUUACAGAGGGCUGGGACGCAUAUAUAAGGGUCUGGCCCAGUCUGGAAGCUGGGGCUGCUUCGAUGAGUUCAACCGCAUCGAACUGCCGGUUCUUUCAGUGGCCGCUCAACAAGUGGCCGUCGUGCUGACGGCCAAGAAGGAGAAGAAGAAAACUUUCCUUUUCACAGAUGGAGAUACGAUUGAAAUGAAUCCAGAAUUUGGAAUAUUCAUAACUAUGAAUCCCGGGUACGCGGGUCGCAAAGAGUUGCCCGAGAAUCUGAAAAUACAGUUCCGGACCGUGGCGAUGAUGGUGCCGGACAGACAGAUAAUCAUCCGCGUGAAGCUGGCCAGCUGCGGUUUCCUGGAGAACAUAACGCUGGCCCGGAAGUUCUACACACUGUACAAGCUGUGCGAGGAGCAGCUGACGAAGCAGGUCCACUACGACUUCGGUCUGAGGAACAUACUCUCCGUGCUGCGUACGCUCGGGGCAGCCAAGCGGAGGAACUCAAAGGACACUGAGAGCACCAUUGUGAUGCGCGUCCUCCGCGACAUGAAUCUCUCCAAGCUGAUUGAUGAUGAUGAGCCGCUGUUCCUCUCGUUGGUGUCCGACUUGUUUCCCAAUCAGACUCUCGAGAAUACCAACUAUCCGGAGUUGGAGGCUGCCAUUCUCCAGCAAACAGACGAGGCCAGUCUGAUCUAUCAUCCGCCCUGGGUCCUGAAGCUUAUACAGUUGUACGAGACGCAGAACGUACGCCAUGGCAUCAUGACCCUGGGCCCGAGUGGAGCGGGCAAAACCACCUGCAUCCACACCCUAAUGAAGGCCAUGACCCAAAUGGGGGAAAAUCACCGCGAGAUGCGGAUGAACCCCAAGGCGAUCACAGCAGCCCAAAUGUUUGGACGCCUCGAUGUGGCCACCAAUGACUGGACCGACGGCAUCUUCUCGGCCCUGUGGCGCAAGACCCUCAAGCUGAAGGCAGGCGAAAAUGUGUGGCUGGUUCUCGAUGGUCCAGUGGACAGUAUUUGGAUAGAGAACCUCAACUCCGUGCUGGAUGACAACAAAACCCUGACUCUGGCCAAUGGCGAUCGCCUUACGAUGGCGCCAACCGUUAAGAUUAUCUUCGAGCCGCACAACAUCGACAAUGCCUCACCCGCAACUGUUUCACGCAACGGCAUGGUUUACAUGAGCUCUUCUGGCCUGGAUGCACGACCGAUUGUUCAGGCCUGGCUAAAGAAUCGAGCGCCUGGCGAAAAGUCCACGUUUUCGGAUCUGUUCGAUGAGACAUUUGUCGAGGUACACAACUGGGGGGCACAAAUGGUGAAGCUUCAGAUGCCAGUCCUGCAGUGCAACAUAGUGCAGCAGAUGCUGUUCAUUCUGGAGGGCUUGAUACCCGUCAAGAAGGAGGACGAACAGGCUGUGAGCCUCUCGAGCAAGGAGAGCCAUGAUGCGAAUAAGCGAAUAGAGCAACAAAAACAAAUCGAAGAGGCGCGACGGCAAUCGAUUGGCAGUCAGAUUGUCGAGGAUCUGCCCAUUGAGAGCGUUGUCGAGGAGAAAGAGGACACCUGUACACCGGAACACUUGCACCGCUUGUAUAUAUUCGCUCUGGCCUGGGGCCUGGGGGGUUACCUCUCAACAACCGAUCGCGUUCGAAUGAAUAUCUUUGUGAAGGAAUCCUUUCCGCACCUCGACUAUCCGAAGGGUAGUGCUAGCGAGAACACCAUAUUCGACCAUUUCGUUUCUCCAACGGGCGUGUGGCAGUCGUGGAAGACGCUCGUCACACCCUACAUGUAUCCGGAGCUUUCCACACCAGACUACUUGAGUAUUUUGGUGCCCAUUGUGGAUAAUGUGCGUAUCGACUAUCUAAUCGGAACCAUUGCCAAUCAGGAGCGCGCCGUGAUGGUCAUCGGCGAACAGGGUACCGGGAAGACAGUGAUCAUGAAGAACUUCAUGAAGAAGAUGAACAUUGAGACGUACAUGGGGCGAUCCUUCAACUUCUCGUCGGCCACCAGCCCCUACCAGUUCCAGCGCACCAUCGAGAGCUAUGUGGAGAAGCGUGUGGGCGUCACCUUUGGGCCCCCUGGUGGCCGCAAGCUGAUCGUCUUCAUAGACGACAUCAAUCUGCCCGAGAUCAAUGAGUGGGGCGAUCAGGUGACCAAUGAAAUUGUGCGCCAGUCCAUGGACAUGAAGGGCUUCUACAGCCUGGAGAAGCCCGGCGACUUUACCACCAUUGUGGAUGUACAGUAUGUGGCGGCCAUGGGGCUGCCCGGCGGCGGUCGCAACGACAUACCGUCGCGUCUCAAGCGUCAGUUCUGCGUCUUCAACUGCAACAUACCCGACAACGACUCCAUUGAUAAGAUCUUCCGCGUUAUCGGUGAGGGCCACUACAAUGCCAAGCGCGGCUUUGUGCCCGAGAUUCGCAAUUUAGUGAAGAAACUGAUCGUGGUCACGCGGCACCUGUGGCAGCGCACACGCGAGAAGCUGCUGCCCACGCCAGCGAAGUUCCACUACGUGUUCAGUCUGCGCGACCUGUCGCGCAUCUGGCAGGGCAUGGUUGGCACCUUAUCCACAGUGAUCACCUCCGAGAGCGUGCUCAUGGCGUUGUGGAAGCAUGAGUGCACGCGAGUAUUUGCCGACCGAUUCACCACGUUCCAGGAUAGGGAGUGGUUCGGCUCAGAGCUGGCAUGUCUCGUGCGAGAGGAGUUGGGCGAUGCCCAUUCCCAAAUGAUCAUACCCAAUCCGGUAUUCGUCGAUUUUAUGCGCGACGCCCCCGAGCCGACCGGCGAGGAGGGCGAGGACACCGACAUGGAGCUGCCGAAAGUGUACGAGCCGGUACACUCUCAUGAAGUGCUACGCGAGCGUCUCGUUAUGUUCCUCGCCCAGUUCAAUGAAAUGGUGCGAGGAUCUGGAAUGGAUUUGGUGUUCUUCCCGGAUGCAAUGCUGCAUCUGGUGAAGAUCUCCCGCAUCAUUCGGCAUCCGAGAGGAUCGGUCAUGCUUGUCGGGGUCGGCGGUUCUGGAAAGCAGUCGCUUACGAAAUUGGCAUCGUUUAUAGCUGGCUACAAGACCUUCCAAAUUGCGUUGACGCGUUCGUACAAUGUGGCCAAUUUUCUAGAGGAUCUAAAGCUGCUCUACCGCACCUGCGGCGUGCAGGGGAAGGGCACAACCUUUCUCUUCACUGACAUGGAUAUCAAAGAGGAAGGUUUCCUCGAGUAUCUCAAUAACAUACUCUCGAGCGGUGUCAUAUCGAAUCUAUUCUCGCGCGAUGAGCAGGCCGAAAUCGUGCAAGAGCUGACGCCGGUCAUGAAACGCGAAAAUCAACGCAAAACAGCGACCCCGGAAAGUGUGAUGGACUUUUUUCUGGCGCGCACCUGCACCAAUCUGCACGUGGCCUUCUGUUUCUCGCCCGUGGGUGAGACUUUUCGGUCGCGGGUGCAGCGCUUUCCCGCCUUGGUCUCCGGCUGCACCAUUGACUGGCUGCAUCCGUGGCCCAAGGACGCCCUGGUUUCGGUUGCCAGACACUUUCUGAGCCACUUCGAAAUUGAGUGUACGUCGGCCGUCAAGGAAGAGCUGGUUAAUGCGCUCGGCUCCAUACAGGACAUUGUCGCCGAAACGUCACAGGAGUACUUCCAGCGUUUCCGUCGCGCCACGCACGUGACACCCAAAUCUUAUCUGAACUUCAUUGCCGGCUACAAGAAUAUCUAUCAGAUGAAGCAGCAAGAGCUGCGCGAUGGUGUGGAGAAGAUGGAUACGGGCUUGGAGAAACUGAAAGAGGCCUCCGCCUCGGUUGAGAUCCUCAAGAAAGACCUCGUGGUCAUGGAGGAGGAGCUGGUCGAAGCCUCCAAGAACGCUGAAUCGGUGCUGGUGGAGGUGACGGAGCGUGCGAUGCAAGCGGAGAUUGUCAAGAAUCAGGUCCUCAUCGUCAAGGACAAGGCAGAGGCCCUCGUUGCCUGCAUUGCCCACGAGAAGGCCCUGGCCGAGGAGAAGCUCGAGGCGGCCAAGCCGGCCCUCGAGGAGGCCGAGAACGCCCUCAACACGAUCAAGCCGGCGCACAUAGCCACCGUGCGUAAGCUGGGACGACCCCCGCAUCUCAUUAUGCGGAUAAUGGACUGCGUCUUAAUCCUGUUCAAGCGUAAGCUGCACCCGUGCAUACCCGACUCGGGUACACCGUGCCCCAAGCCCUCGUGGCAAGAGUCCCUCAAGAUGAUGGCCAGUGCCACAUUUUUGCUGCAACUGCAAAACUACCCGAAGGACACCAUCAACGACGAGAUGAUCGACCUGCUGCAGCCGUACUUUCGCAUGGAGGACUACAACAUGGACAUGGCUCGACGUGUGUGCGGUGAUGUCGCCGGUCUGCUCUCCUGGACCAAGGCCAUGUCCUUCUUCCACAGCGUGAACAAAGAGGUACUGCCCCUGAAAGCAAAUCUAACCAUGCAAGAGGCGCGCCUAAAGCUUGCAAUGGACGAUUUGGCCGGUGCGGAGGAACAGCUUCGAGAGCGUGAGGAUGCCCUGCAGGCGGUGAAGGAUCAGUACGACAAGGCCGUGGGGGAGAAGCAACGACUGAUGGACGCGGCCAAUGUCUGCCUGCGGAAAAUGACCGCAGCCACGGCCCUGAUCAAUGGGCUGUCCGACGAGAAGCAUCGCUGGACCAACCAGAGCAAGGAGUUCAAGAUUCAGCUGGGAAAACUGGUGGGCGACGUGCUCCUGGCCACCGGCUUUCUCUCCUACUGCGGGCCCUACAACCAGGAGUUUCGGGCCAACCUCAUCAAGACCUGGAUGGGCAUACUGAAGCAGAAGAAUAUUCCCUUCACCAUUGGACUGAACAUCAUAAACAUGCUGGUCGAUUCUUCGACGGUGUCGGAAUGGACGCUCCAGGGGCUGCCGAACGACGAGCUGUCCGUGCAGAAUGCCCUGAUAGCCACCAAGUCCAGCAGCUAUCCGUUGCUGGUCGAUCCGCAGACGCAGGGGAAGAUCUGGAUCAAGUGCAAGGAGGAUCGCAAUGAGCUGCAGAUCACCUCCCUGAAUCACAAGUACUUUCGCACCCACCUCGAGGACUCGCUCUCGCUGGGCAGGCCGCUGCUGAUCGAGGACGUGGGCAUUGAUCUGGACCCGGUUAUAGACAAUGUCCUGGAGAAGAACUUCAUCAAGUCGGGCAGCAUUGAGAAGGUGCUUGUCGGCGACAAGGAGUGCGACGUAAUGCCCGGGUUCAUGCUCUACAUUACCACAAAGCUACCGAAUCCCGCCUUCAGUCCUGAGGUCAGUGCCAAGACGUCGAUCAUUGAUUUCACGGUCACGAUGCGUGGUCUGGAGGAUCAACUCCUGGGUCGGGUCAUCCUAAUGGAAAAGUCGGAUCUGGAAGCGGAGCGAGUGGCGCUCUUCGAGACCGUCAUGCAGAACCAGCGCAACAUGAAGGAGCUGGAGGCGAACCUCCUGCUGCGCCUGAGCUCCUCCCAAGGAUCUCUGGUGGACGACGAGGCCUUAAUCGAAGUACUGCGGGUGACCAAGACCACAGCCGAAGAAGUCAAUCAAAAACUAAAGAUUUCCGAGGUGACGGAGCGCAAAAUAAUGAAGGCACGCGAGGAGUUUCGGGCGGUGGCGAAGCGAGGAUCAAUCCUCUACUUUCUGAUCGUCGAAAUGAGCAACGUGAACGCCAUGUACCAGAAUUCCCUCAAGCAAUUCCUCGUCAUCUUCAACCACUCCAUAACCAAGUCGGCAAAGUCCAGUGUCACGGAGGAGCGCAUCAACAUUAUCCUGCGAUAUCUCACCUACGAGGUGUACAAGUUCACGAACCGCAGCCUCUAUGAGCGGCACAAGCAACUGUUUACCCUGAUGCUGGCCAUCAAGAUCGACUAUCACAACGAGAACAUCAGUCACGAGGAGUUCUUGACGUUCAUCAAGGGCGGGGCCUCACUGGACCUGAACGCUGUCACACCAAAGCCCUUCCGCUGGAUCCUGGACAUCACCUGGCUCAAUCUGGUGGAGAUCAGCAAGCUGGAGACCUUUUCCACAGUUCUGCAGGUGAUUGAACUGAACGAGCGUGACUGGCGCACGUGGUACGAGUGCGAGAAGCCCGAGUACGAGGAGAUCCCCUGUGGCUACAAUGCCCUUCUGGACAGCUUUCGAAAACUGCUACUCAUUCGCUCCUGGUGCCCCGAUCGGACCAUAUCUCAGGCCAAGAAGUAUAUAGAAGAAUCUUUGGGAGGCGAGUAUAGCGAGAUGCAGAUUCUGGAUUUGGAGGAAAUGUGGCUGGAGUCGGAGCCACGCACGCCCUUUGUGUGUCUUCUCUCCAUAGGAUCCGAUCCCACCACCCAAAUUGGGGCCUUGGCUAAGCAGAAGAGCAUAGGCCUAAAGUCCGUAUCGAUGGGACAGGGACAGGAGUACCAUGCCCGCAAAAUGAUAAUGGAAUCGAUGUCCACCGGCGGCUGGGUUCUGCUCCAAAACGUGCAUCUGUCGCUGCCCUUUUGCACCGAGAUUAUCGACAUGCUGGUGGAGUCGGAGCAUAUCGACGAGUCCUUCCGCAUGUGGGUCACCACUGAGCCGCACACCGAGUUUCCGAUUGGAUUGCUGCAAAUGGCUCUCAAGUUCACAAACGAACCACCCCAGGGGAUACGGGCCAGUCUAAAGCGCAGCUACCAGUCGUUCACCCAGGACUUCCUUGAUUACACCUCAGCCUCGCAGUGGCCCCCGCUGCUGUACACAGUGGCCUUUCUGCACACCAUCGUCCAGGAGCGACGAAAGUUCGGCCCUCUCGGCUGGAAUGUACCCUACGAAUUCAAUCAGGCCGACUUCGCGGCCAGCGUUCAGUUUGUCCAGAACCACCUGGACGAAAUGGAUCCCAAGAAAGGCGUCUCCUGGCAGACCCUGGUCUACAUGAUUGGAGAAGUCCAGUACGGGGGCCGGGUGACCGAUGACUUUGACAAGCGCCUGCUCACGACCUUCACCGCGGUCUGGUUCUGCGAGCAACUGCUGUCGAACUCCUUCGAGUUCUACAAGGGCUACAAGGUGCCGGGCACGAAGAGCCUUCAGGGCUUUAUCGAUUACAUAAACAGCUUGCCGGCGUACGAUACCCCAGAGGUGUUUGGCUUGCAUUCGAACGCCGACAUCACGUAUCAGAUAAAUUCAGCGAAAGGCAUCCUGGACACAAUACUGAGCGUACAGCCGAAGGAGGGUGGCGGCGGCGGGGGCGAAACAAGGGAGAGCAUUGUCUACCAACUGGCAGAUGACAUGCUACGCAAGCUCCCCGCCCAAUACAAUGCCUACGAUGUGCGUGAGAAUCUCAAUCGAAUGGGCAUCUUGUUGCCGAUGAACAUAUUUUUAAGACAAGAAAUCGAUCGAAUGCAGAGGGUUAUUAAGCGCGUACACACCUGCCUCUGCGAUCUGAAGCUGGCCAUUGACGGUACCAUUGUGAUGAGUCCCGCCCUGAAGGAGUCCCUGGAUGCUAUGUACGAUGCCCGCAUACCAGAGACCUGGAUGAAGAUAUCCUGGGAGUCCACGACGCUAGGCUUUUGGUACACAGAGCUUCUCGAGCGCAACGGACAAUUUCGUACAUGGAUAUCAACGGAUCGUCCGAAGGUAUUUUGGAUGACAGGGUUCUUCAAUCCCCAAGGCUUUCUGACUGCUAUGCGGCAGGAAGUAACGCGAGCACACAAGGGCUGGGCCCUGGACUCGGUUGUGCUGCAGAAUCAAAUAACGCGCUAUAACCGAGAAGACAUCACGGAGUAUCCAACGGAAGGAGUCUACGUCCAUGGACUGUUUCUCGAGGGCGCCUCCUUGGAUCGGCGAAGCGGCAAGCUGAUGGAGUCCAAAAUGAAGGUCCUGUACGAGCAGAUGCCCGUCAUUUACAUAUACGCCAUAAACACCACAGCUGGAAAAGAUCCGAAACUGUACGAGUGCCCCAUCUACCGAAAGCCCCAGCGAACGGACCUAAAGUAUGUGGGCUCGAUUGACUUCGAGACUGAAUUCAAUCCCAAGCACUGGACCCUGCGUGGCGUGGCCCUUCUCUGCGACAUCAAGUAGAGAGCCCAAAGCCCAAAGUCAUUCUUGGCCCGUGUCCGUGCCUUUGUUUGCCGUCAUGUCAACUGCUCCACGAGACAGAGGGAGAGUACGUGAGUGGGGCUGCUAAUGGCAAUGUGAUAAUUAUCUUAUUUUUUUGGGCGAGCGUUCAAGUUUCGUGUAAUCUAGCGACUAGCGCAAAUACAACAAUAUUAAUUGGACCCUCGGGUGAGGACCAAAGAGACACCUACCACGAGCACAGUUAUUAGCUUGUAAAACCAUUUGUUAGCCAACAAUAAAGACGCGUUUUCUCAUAGGGAGAGACAGAGAUCAGCACGUGAACUGCACGUGGGACCAUACGUGGAAUAAAUU
Molecule: messenger RNA, 14803 nt
Organism: Drosophila pseudoobscura
Lineage: Eukaryota; Metazoa; Arthropoda; Insecta; Diptera; Drosophilidae
Gene: Dhc1
Product: Dynein heavy chain 1
Exons: 34
Coding region: 200-14455 (4751 amino acids)
Biological process (GO): microtubule-based movement
Cellular component (GO): axonemal dynein complex
Molecular function (GO): minus-end-directed microtubule motor activity; dynein intermediate chain binding; ATP binding
Source: RefSeq, a predicted model, not a curated record